AGCCCACUAGCGAGUGCUUGAGAUGCUCGGGUGAGAGCCGGAGAUAAUCCAAUUGUAAAAACACUCCCAAAUUUUGGCGCCAAUUUUGUUUUCCCGUAUCCCGUCUAAACCUUCAAAGUUCAGACUCCUCCUUCACCAGUCACCACCAAUCCCCGUACUUCAACAUUUCAUCACACAGAGCGAUGUCGUUUCGUAACAAACGACCAUCCAAACCCUUCGUUUCUCCGUUCUCCCACCCUUCCAAAAUCCCCAAACCCACCGUCACCACCACCACCGCACCACCACCUCCGUCUCAACCUCCGUCGCAAUCCGUAACAACCUCAAUUGAUCAAUUGGUCUCGAUCCUCGCAGACGCCGGAUGCACGUUAAUCAACACCUCCGGUCCCCCGUGCCUCCCUGCUGACGUACACAAGCUCCGCCACCGUCUUCAGAGUCGGUUUUUGUUAGAUCCUGUUCUUCGGUCGAAGUUUUUGGCUGGAUUUGGUGCUUAUAUUGAUAGCCGCAAUGAUUUGAGGAGGGUCUUAUUACCUUCCAAUCGCGAUAAUUCUGGUAACGGACGAAGUGAGAGCUUAGCCAGGGUGCUCUUGCUGGUUCCUUCAAUACAAUUAGAUCUUCAAAACAUGUUGAUUGAGAAGCUUCCAGAGUAUUUUGAUAACGAUAACUGUGGUCACUCUUCAUCCUCCACUUCACGUUUGGAUGAAGACAUAGCUAGACUGAUACUAAACCAGUUCCGGUGGCUCGAUUUUCUAGUGGAUUGUGAAGCGUUUACGGAGAAUUUGUUCCAAGUGUUAUCGAUUUGUCCACCUCACUUGAAGAAAGAGAUCAUUGGAUCGUUGCCCGAGGUUAUGGGUGACACUAACAAUAAGACUGUGGUUGAUUCACUUGAGAAGGUGUUGCAAGAUGAUUCAACUGCCGCAGUUGCUGUUAUCGAUUGCUUCUCUAGUCUUAAUUUGGAUGAUAUGUUACAAGAUAAGGUUACAACGAUAGCACUAUCAUGUAUUCGAACGAUUGAAGCGGAGAAGUUGCCAUACCUACUCAGGUUUCUACUUCUGUCCGCAACACCGGCAAAUGCUCGAAGAAUAAUUACACAAUUUAGGGAACAAUACAAGCUUGUUGGAGUCUUUGAUACGCGUUCAACUCAACAUAAUAAACUUAAGGGGAAAUCAGUUGUGGAUAAUGCGGAAGCUUCAGUUCUUGAUGCUCUGGGGUCUAGUUUUCGUUUUAAAAAUAUUCUAUGCCAGGAGAUACUAAGCGAACUUCAGUACGUUGACAAACCACAAGAUCAUAAGGUGAUUGACGUCUGGUUAUUGAUGCUUAUUUAUAAAAACUGUGAAUCUAUGCAAAAGAGUGUUGAAAAGGUACUAAAGAAGAAAAUCAUUGAAGGCUCUAUUCUUGAUGUUUUGUUUGAGCAAUGCUUAUUGGGUAACAAGGAAUUGGUAAAGGAUCACUUUUGCUCAUUUUUGCAAUUUGCGGAAUACUUAUUGGCUUGCAAAGAACAGAAAGUAAGCAAAUUUGGCAUUCAGAUGUAUAAGUAUCUAUUUGAGGGGUUUCCCGAUACUUACUCAAGACAGGAAGUCUUAGGGUCAUUGGUCACCCAUGUGGGCUCCGGCAUUACAUAUGAAGUCAGCUCAGCUUUAGAUGCUAUGGUCAUGCUAGCCUCUAAAUACUCUCAAGAACUAAUUCCAAUUUGUUCUUACAUAACCGGUAUAUUAGAUUACAUGGAAGGGUUCAGCACUGAAAACCUGCAUAAGGUAUAUGAUGUUUUCUGCCUUCUAUCACGGUCUGCACGGUCUAAUACUGAUUCAUUUGGAUCAUCUAUUGCAGCUGAACUUUUCAUGAUCGUAAGGAAGCAGGUUAGUAAUCCAGAAUUCAAGUACAAGAAAAUGGGUCUAAUUGGAACCUUAAAAAUAUUGUCCCAUUUUGGAAACACAGAUGAGGUGUCUUGUUCUUCUUCAUCACAAAAGUUGAACUAUGAGGAGGCGCUAGAACUACUGAGAACAUCCCUAGAUUCAUGCCAACAGUUGCCGAUAUCAUUAAUCCUCUUUUAUGAUGAACUAUCUGCUAUUCUUGAUUCAAAACCUCUACAUCCAGCAAUUAUGGAACGGGUUGGCCAACUUGUAGGAGAAUUUGAAUCUAUGUUUCUAUCUGAUUUGGAAAGUGGGAAACUGCCUGUUUCUGACUUGUAUUGUGGCCUUGAAGGGGAGCUAUGGAUGAACUUGGAUGGAGAUAUAUCUCCAAUAUGCAUGAACAUAUUGCCACUGGCUUCUUCCUCAUCAAGGUCAACAUCACUACAAACUCUUCCUGCUAACUUUCGUUUACUUUCUGUGAUGGAGAGGUUGGGAAAUCAGGGAUCUUUAGGAGGAAUAGAUGCACUUCUUGGCUGUCCCAUACAUCUUCCUUCUUCCAAGUUCAUCACGGAAUCUUGGCAGUCACUAAAUAAAAAGCAGAAACAUGUUGUCUGCCUCUCUCUUUAUUAUGCAAUUAAUUGGAUCAGAGAACUACUUAAUGCCUUUGGUACACAAGUUGCUGGAAGAUUUGACUGCAUAAGUCAAGCUACAAAGGAGGAUAUGGUUACCAAGAUCUCAAAACGCUUAAAAAACCUUGUAUUCCUUGAGAGCUUGUUAAAUAAUAUACUCAAAGAGUGUCCUCUAUCCUUGCCUGAGCUCUCGUCAGCUUCUUCGCCAGGUCAGCCUACUCGUAUCGAAAAGAACACAGAGCAAAUGAGAGCUAAUCAAGAUUCUUCUCAAAUCAACCGAAAAAAUAAUAAAAAGUCCACAAAGCCAUCGAAAAAUUCUGGCACUCAAGGAAACAAUACCACUCAGCUUACAAUUAUCGAAACAUGGAAGAAAGCAGGUGCAAUAAGUAGUGAUGUUGCAAAUGAAAGUUCUACUGGCCCGUCCUCUAAAGUCAGUCAACCUGAGGCAGCAACAUGUUCUACUACCAACUCUAAUGGAUCUAUAGAUACUGAUAUCGAGAUUUCUGAAAUUGCUAAGCUUUUAGAAGCUCAAAGAUACAGAUUUAGACCUCUUUUGGUUGAUUGUUUCUCAAUUUUGUCGUAUUCAAAGGAUAACGAUUCUUGUUGUGCAGAUCCUACGUGUGAGCUGCCUGUUUACCUUUACCUCCUACGCGAUCUAAAUAGCAAGCUAGAAUAUUUUAGUCCAAAACCAACAUCAUUCAGAUCGUUGAGCACUCCUCUUGGUUUAAGUGGAAUAACAACAGUUGAAUUUGUAAACAAGAUUCAGACAUUGUUUGUGACUUUGAGGAGACACCUGGAUUCUGCUAUAUCUUUACUUGAACACGGGUCUGAAUCAUGUCAAACACACUGGAGCGACCAAUCUUCUAUGGCUGGUAAUCCAGAAAUAACUAACGUGGUGCUUUCUGUACCUUCUGUCUCGAGUUUAGUUGUCAAAGAGACGCUAUUUUGCUUCAGCAAGAUGCUGACCUGCCCAGAUCUUAUACUGUCAAAACAAUCUUCUCUCUUGGAUCUGCUUAAGUCUUUCCAGCUCAAAAAAGUCAAUGAUAUUGGAGGCAUACAGUCUCUGUCAUCAACAGGAGACGUAUUUUGUCUAUAUGGUGGUGUCUUUGAGUUCCUAGAAUCGGUUCUGGAUACAGCACUCUGUUUCUCAUUUAUGCUUGCUUCAGAAGUGGUAGUAACGUUGGAGUCUGUAGUUAUAUCUCUCCAAAAAGUCAUUGACAAGCCACUGGAGGGAACUACGAAACAUAAAACGGCUGUCGCUCAAGAACUACUUGUCACUUCGCGCAACAAACUGUGUUCUUCCGCUCACAAAGUACUGAGUCAUGAUUGGCAUGACAUUGAAAACGGUUGGAAGGGGAAAGGAGAAAUGGUGCAGAAGAUCGUUCAUAUUUACUUGGAAAAUUGCGAGUCUACUUCUCAAUCUUUGGAUGAACUUGCAUGCUCUAUUUUGCCUACGGUAUCUCUUUCUAGCAGAACAACAGCAGAGGAUUAUAGCCACGGUUUUACCACUCUUUGUUCCUCAACUUUUUCCGUUUGGUACAAAGAGUUGCAUGAGCAGAACCUCGUUAUACUUGGCAAACUUGUUAAAGAAGCUGUUCAAAUAAAUAAAUCAAGAGCUACUCCUCAACCAGCAGCGGUCCAGAUACUUAUGGAGAAGCUACAUCGAUCUGUAAAUGUAGUUGUGUGCUUGAUAAAUAUUUGCAAGACUCAUGACAAGAACUCGCUAGGCACUAGGCGGCCUGUGGAGUACCGACUAGCGAUUAAUUGGGAGUAAUCAGGAUUAAUCGGAAUCAAUCAGAUUGGAAUUUUGUAUGUAAUAUUUCAAAAUUAUAUACAUAUAUAUAGUUUUAUUUAUGAUUUAAUAUAUAGAUAGUCUAUAUGUACUACCUAAAACGCUAUAUUUACAACAUCUUGAUGACUAACAUGUAAUAGGUUAGGUCAAUUUUAAUAAAUUACUAUAAGUUGGAGGAUGAAAAUUGUAAUUUAGUUAAAAAAAGGUAAAAAAGGAAAAGAAGCCACUACCCAGAAAGUCGCCGGAAAUUGACUGGCGUUUUGGUCCGACUACCGAUUAACUGACUAACUAACUGAAAAUUACUCGUAGAUGGCCGACUAACGAUUAAUCGCUGACUAGUCGUGAUUUUUACAACACUGAUAUGUAUAGUAUUUAACUUUAUCCUUUUUAAAAAUUAAACACAAACUUGGCGAUUUUGAAAAAAAAAAACAGGUACUAACUAUUAGACUAUGGGCCCACGGGUUCGGUUAAGUUUCUAGAGUUACUCGUAAUCCCUAUAUAUUGUAACGUGCUCAUUCAAUAAUAAUCGUUCAGUCUUUCAUAAUCUUACACUAACUACAAACCGACAAACCAAAUCGUUUUGGUCGGGUUGGGCCAACUCAACUAACUAGGCGG
Messenger RNA from Helianthus annuus (common sunflower), 4883 nucleotides. Its product is annotated as Fanconi anemia group D2 protein. The transcript has 27 exons. The coding region runs from base 183 to 4250 and encodes 1355 amino acids. The record is from RefSeq and is a predicted model, not a curated record. Gene Ontology annotation, molecular function: DNA polymerase binding. NCBI's taxonomy places the organism in Eukaryota, Viridiplantae, Streptophyta, Magnoliopsida, Asterales, Asteraceae. Gene Ontology annotation, biological process: double-strand break repair involved in meiotic recombination; interstrand cross-link repair; homologous chromosome pairing at meiosis. Gene Ontology annotation, cellular component: nucleus; condensed chromosome.